UGUAGUUACAAAAAGGCACAUCAAAACAUGGUUCCACCAGAAAGCAUCCAAUUCCAAGUUGGAAAAAUGAAGGAGUAUAAAGUACACGGACACCACAAACAAAUAUCUCUUUACAUUAAAAAGAUAAUGAAGAGCGGGAACACAUUAAAUCUGAUUCUUGAUCAUCAUUUUCUGCCAUGGCUGCCACUUCCUUAGCUUUGCCUUCCUUGAAUAUAUUACAAUUUCACUCACCCAAUUGCAGAACACGUGGUAUCUUCUUUAAUGAAAGAAACCCAAAAACAGUCUCUUGUUCUUAUUUCAAGAACAAAUUUCCCAUGUCUUCAAAACAGCCUUUCAUUUCUAGUCCCAGGCCCAGGCUUGGAUUGAGUGUUGAGUAUUCUGCUGGAGAGGAAGCUGAGUCUGUUGUUCCUGAUUCAUCCCCGCAGGAGGCUUUUUCUUGGUCUUCUGUGAUUUUGCCGUUUCUCUUCCCGGCUUUGGGAGGACUGCUAUUUGGAUAUGACAUUGGUGCCACUUCUGGUGCUACCAUAUCAUUGCAGUCACCUGAGCUCAGUGGGACAACAUGGUUCAACCUUUCAGCUAUUCAGCUUGGUCUUGUGGUUAGCGGUUCUCUUUACGGAGCUUUGCUUGGUUCCCUCCUUGUCUACCCAAUUGCAGAUUUUCUAGGAAGACGUCGGGAACUUAUUAUAGCAGCUGUGCUAUAUAUGCUUGGUGGUCUGAUCACUGCUUAUGCUCCAAGCCUUGGCAUUCUUUUAGGGGGACGUCUUCUCUAUGGUCUUGGCAUUGGCUUGGCUAUGCAUGGUGCUCCUCUCUAUAUUGCAGAAACUUGCCCAUCACAGAUUCGUGGAACUCUAAUAUCUCUAAAGGAACUCUUCAUAGUUCUUGGAAUAUUGAUGGGAUAUUUUGUGGGAAGCUUUGAAAUUAGUGCAGUUGGGGGUUGGCGUUACAUGUAUGGACUUGGUGCCCCAAUUGCUUUGAUUAUGGGACUAGGCAUGUUGAGUCUCCCACCCUCUCCACGCUGGUUACUUCUGAGGGCUGUUCAAGGUAGAGCAUCUUUACAAGAGUAUAAAGAGAAGGCCAUUUUGGCCUUGAGUAAACUAAGGGGCCGGCCUCUUGGUGACAAAGAGUCUGAAAAGCAAAUAGAAGAUACUCUUGUCUCGCUGAAGUCUGCCUAUUCCGAGGAGGAAUCUGAGGGUAGUAUCUUAGAGGUGUUUCAAGGACCAAGUUUGAAAGCCUUCAUUAUUGGUGGAGGUUUGGUGCUUUUCCAGCAGAUAACUGGGCAACCAAGUGUUCUAUAUUAUGCAGGUCCAAUUCUUCAGAGUGCUGGAUUCUCAGCGGCUGCUGAUGCCACCCGAGUUUCUGUCAUUAUUGGCCUUUUUAAGUUGGUGAUGACAUGGAUAGCUGUCCUAAAAGUUGAUGAUCUUGGCAGAAGACCAUUGCUGAUCGGAGGUGUUGGUGGGAUUGCUCUUUCCUUAUUUUUGCUUUCUGCUUAUUACAAAGUUCUUGGAGGGUUUCCUGUUGUUGCUGUUGCAGCUCUGCUUCUCUAUGUUGGUAGUUACCAGAUAUCAUUUGGGCCUAUCAGUUGGCUAAUGGUGUCAGAGAUCUUCCCACUUCGUACUAGAGGAAAGGGAAUAAGUCUUGCAGUUCUUACUAACUUUGGUUCCAAUGCCAUUGUAACCUUUGCAUUCUCACCAUUAAAGGAGUUGCUGGGCGCUGAAAAUCUAUUCCUUCUUUUUGGGGCCAUUGCUUUGUUGGCACUCUUAUUCGCCAUAGUCUAUGUUCCAGAAACUAAAGGUUUGAGCUUGGAGGAAAUUGAAUCUAAAAUCUUGAAAUGAAAGCUCAAAACUAUUGGAACCUUUUUCUAUAACCUUCUGGUCCACAAAAAACAAUGGUUAGUUUGUCAAACUAUCUUGAUAUGGUACUAGAAGGUGAUUGAUUUGCAACCUCAACAAUGUAUUUCAAAAUGGUAUGAAGAAAUUAUGUAUCUUCGGAGCUGAUUGUGGAUUAUACAUUUUCCAAUUGCAUGGCUAUCAUGAGUCAUCUUAAGUCAA
Ricinus communis (castor bean) is the source of this 2048-nucleotide messenger RNA. RefSeq names its product D-xylose-proton symporter-like 3, chloroplastic. Gene Ontology annotation, biological process: transmembrane transport. The record is from RefSeq and is a predicted model, not a curated record. NCBI's taxonomy places the organism in Eukaryota, Viridiplantae, Streptophyta, Magnoliopsida, Malpighiales, Euphorbiaceae. The transcript has 14 exons. Gene Ontology annotation, cellular component: membrane. The coding region runs from base 177 to 1832 and encodes 551 amino acids. Gene Ontology annotation, molecular function: transmembrane transporter activity.